Messenger RNA from Oryza brachyantha (malo sina), 1092 nucleotides. Its product is annotated as L-lactate dehydrogenase B-like. NCBI's taxonomy places the organism in Eukaryota, Viridiplantae, Streptophyta, Magnoliopsida, Poales, Poaceae. The record is from RefSeq and is a predicted model, not a curated record. Gene Ontology annotation, biological process: carboxylic acid metabolic process. Gene Ontology annotation, molecular function: L-lactate dehydrogenase (NAD+) activity. The transcript has a single exon. Gene Ontology annotation, cellular component: cytoplasm. Bases 4 to 1089 code for a protein of 361 amino acids.
AAGAUGAAGAAGGCGUCGUCGUUGUCUGAGCUCGGGUUCGACGCCGAUGGGCCGUCAUUUUUCCGGCACCUGUCUCUGGCCGACGGCGACGGCGCGCUGCCCCGGCGGCGGCUCAUCAAGAUCUCGGUGAUCGGCGCGGGCAACGUGGGGAUGGCCAUCGCGCAGACCAUCCUGACGCAGGACCUCGCCGACGAGAUCGUCCUGAUCGACGCCGUCGCCGACAAGGUGCGUGGCGAGAUGCUUGACCUGCAGCACGCGGCGGCGUUCCUCCCGCGCGUGAACAUCGUGUCGGGCACCGACGUGUCGCUGACGAGGAGCUCGGACCUGGUGAUCGUGACGGCGGGGGCGCGGCAGAUCCCCGGCGAGACGCGGCUGAACCUGCUGCAGCGGAACGUGUCGCUGUUCAGGAGGAUCGUGCCGGCGGCGGCGGAGGCGUCGCCGGAGUCGCUGCUGCUGAUCGUGUCGAACCCGGUGGACGUGCUGACGUACGUGGCGUGGAAGCUGUCGGGGUUCCCGGCGAGCCGCGUCAUCGGGUCCGGCACCAACCUGGACUCGUCCCGGUUCCGGUUCCUGCUGGCGGAGCACCUGGAGGUGAGCGCGCAGGACGUGCAGGCGUACAUGGUCGGCGAGCACGGCGACAGCUCGGUGGCGCUGUGGUCGAGCAUCAGCGUGGCGGGCAUGCCGGUGCUAGCGCACCUGCAGAAGAACCACAGGUCGUCGGCGGCGAGCAAGACCAAGCAGUUCGACGAGGCGGCGCUGGAGGGGAUCCGGCGGGCGGUGGUGGGCAGCGCCUACGAGGUCAUCAAGCUCAAGGGCUACACCUCCUGGGCCAUCGGCUACUCCGUCGCCAGCAUUGCCUGGUCGCUCCUCCGCGACCAGCACCGCAUCCACCCCGUCUCCGUGCUCGCCAAGGGCCUCGUCCGCGGCGUCCCCGCCGACCGCGAGCUCUUCCUCAGCCUGCCCGCUCGCCUCGGCCGCGCCGGCGUGCUGGGCGUCGCCGCCGAGCUCGUGCUCACCGACGAGGAGGAGAGGAGGCUCCGCAUCUCCGCCGAAACGCUCUGGGGCUACUGCAACGCACUUGGCCUCUAAUUC